ACGGUGGGCGGCAUCGCCAUGCUGCCAACAGUACCAACACUGGCCCAGGGGUUUAUCCAGAUAGUCAGUCUCAAGGCUAACCACUGGGUCACGGUAAGUAACCUCCGCUGCCAGGUAUGUACUGUUAAGGUAUAUGACUCUAGUGGUCAUGACACCACCCCAGAGUUUCUCUCACAACUCACCUCUCAUCUUUUCCAGGGACCUCUUAACUAACCUCCAGUUAGUGUUUGCAUAUCUAAAGGUUCUAGAUUUGUGUGUGUAAUAUGGCAGAAGUCUCCUGGAGCCCAUUACACAGCAGGGUUGAGUCAUCACCAUAUUGCUACACCCAUCCAAGCCCCAUCAGGUCAAACAUUACAGAGAUAGAGUAGGGGGUUGAGGGCCUUAAUUAAAGGUUGAGGGCCUCCUCAUCCUUUAACUCUUUCUCUUCUCUCCCUCCAGAUGAAAUUCUUCAUCUAGUGACUUCUCAUUGCCCAACAAUCUGCCCACUCAUCCCAUCCCUUCCUCCAUGUCAUUAUAUAAUAUAAAGCUACUGUUAUUGUCAUGAUGUCAUUAUCUGCUAAUAAAGUUUGCUAGCCGUAUCAUACUGGCCAUAUAAUAUGUGAGAUACACAGAUUAACUAAAAACACUAGCACUGCAAACACUCAGAACAAAGAGAGCAGCAGUGCCUGGACUUCGCAGUCUUCCUCUUCAAGUCCCCCUUCCGAGACUGCCUGUUGAGAACAAGUGACAGGCAGGACCUCCCAACCACACAGCACCCACCUCUUUAUUCCACACACCAGAAUUAAGUAUUUCAGUCUGAUUGCCAUGUGAGUGCACAAAAAAUAAUCUGAAAAUAAAUUAAUGACACUGUAUACCAACAAGUUUAUGUAUUAAAUCUUAAAUAUUGCCAGGUUGGUUUUCACAGCUGUUUCAUAAGGUGUUUAUUAUUGUAAGUUGUAAGGUAUCCUUUGGUAGUAUUUAUUUGUUACACAUUAUUCAUUGUUGUAUCCUACGACCAACAAUAGAUUCAUAUAUAUUCAACCACAAGAGUGUACCAAUGAGCCGUGUGAGAUAGAACAAAAUUAAUAAUAAUAGAGGACUACUGAAAUUAUGUUAUGUCAGUGUAGACAAGGGAAGGGCAGGUUAAAAUAAAAACAUGACAGCCAGACAUGCCAGCUUUUGAAUCAAAGGGAUUUGGAUAUAAAUGGAGUGGAAAUUAACUGACUUUGUGAUCUGUAAAUUAAGUAACUUUAAUGUGUCAAGCAGAGUACACGUUUUCUUUGCCAUUUCCGAAGCAUAGCAAAACAUUUAAGACAUGGAUUUCAUGUUGUAAUGUUAACAAGGUACCAAAAAGUAGUUAGAAUUAAUGUUUUCAUUUGAUUAGCUAAACCAAACUUGUUAAAACAGCUAAACUUUUGCAAAACUCAGCCUUGUUUGAAUAGCAAUGAUGAAAAGAACUUCAUUUAGACUGCAACAAUAUCCAAAAUUCUAAUCAUUAGGUCACCACACUGUUGAUAUAGCAAUGAACGCUAAUAGUUUAUCGAAUCCCAUUGUGACGUAUAGGGGGACACUAUUUGGCAUGACAGGCCCCUCAGGGGUUGGUGCUCAGUCCCCUCCUGUACUCCCUAUUCACCCUUGACUGCAUGGCCAAGCACGACUACAACACCAUCAUUAAGUUUGCUGAUGACACAACAGUGGUAGGCCUGAUCACUGACAAUGAUGAGACAGCCUAUAGGGAGGAGGUCAGAGACCUGGCAGUGUGGUGCCAGGAUAACAACCACUCCCUUAAUGUGAUCAAGACUAAGGAGAUGAUUGUGGACUACAGAAAAAAGAGGACCGAGCACUCCCCCAUUCUCAUUGACGGGGCUGUAGUGGAGCAGGUUGAGAGUUUCAAGUUCCUUGGUGUCCACAUCACCAACAUACUAUCAUGAUCCAAACACACCAAGACAGUCGUGAAGAAGGCAUGACAAAGCCUAGGAGACUGAAAAGAUUUGGCAUGGGUCCUCAGAUCCUCAAAAAGUUCUACAGCUGCACCAUCGAGAGCAUCCUGACUGGUUGCAUCACUGCCUGGUAUGGCAACUGCACUGCCCACAACUGAAUGGGUCUCCAGACGGUGGUGCGGUCUGCACAACACAUCACCGGGAGCAAACUACCUGCCCUCCAGGACACCUACAGCACUCGAUGUCACAGGAAGCCCAAAAAGAUCAUCAAGGACAUCAACCACCUGAGCCACUGCCUGUUCACCCCACUACCAUCCAGAAGGUGAGGCCAGUACAGGUGCAUCAAAGCUGGGACCGAGAGACUGAAAAAUAGCUUCUAUCUCAAGUUAAACAUCCAGCCAUCACUAACACAGAGAGGCUGCUGCCUACAUACAGACAUGAAAUCAUUGGCCACUCUAUCAACGGAUCACUAGUUACUUUAUUAAUGUCACUUUAAUAAUGAUGUUUAUGUAACGGAUGUGAAAUGGCUAGCUAGUUAGCGGGUGCGCGCUAGUAGCAUUUCAAUCAGUUACGUCACUUGCUCUGAGACUUAAGUAGUGUUGCCCCUUGCUUUGCAAGGGCCGCGGCUUUUGUGGAGCGAUGGGUAACGACUGUGCUUCGUGGGCGACCGUUGUUGAUGUGUGCAGAGGGUCCCUGGUUCGCGCCCGUGUCGGGGCGAGGGGACGGUUUUAAAGUUAUACUGUUACAUUGAUGCUGUUGACCCGGAUCACUGGUUGCUGCGGAAAAGGAGGAGGUUGAAAGGGGGGUGAGUGUAACGGAUGUGAAAUGGCUAGCUAGUUAGCGGGUGCGCGCUAGUAGCAUUUCAAUCAGUUACGUCACUUGCUCUGAGACUUAAGUAGUGUUGCCCCUUGCUUUGCAAGGGCCGCGGCUUUUGUGGAGCGAUGGGUAACGACUGUGCUUCGUGGGCGACCGUUGUUGAUGUGUGCAGAGGGUCCCUGGUUCGCGCCCGGGUCGGGGCGAGGGGAUGACAUAAAGUUUAUACUGUUACAUUUACAUAUCUUGCACUACUCAUCCCAGAUGUAUAUACUGUAUUUUAUACCAUCUAUUGCAUCUCGUCUAUGCUGGUCGGCCAUUCAUUAUAUUUAUAAGUACAUAUUCGUAUUCCAUCCAUUUAUUUACAUUUGUGUGUUUAGGUAGUUGUUGUGGAUUUGUUAGAUCACUUGUUAGAUAUUGCUGCACUGUCAGAACUAUAAGCACAAGCAUUUCGCUACACUCGCAAUAACAUCUGCUAACCAUGUGUAUGUGACCAAUACAAUUUGAUUUGGAUUAGUGCUGAGAGAUUAGUGCGUUUUGAAGUCUGUUCGGUUUCGGUUCGAUUAUUUAAAAAUAAUCACGGUUUUCAGUUUCGACCCCAAAAAAUAAACAUGACAUGCGCUAUGCAUUAUGCGGGGUUGAACGCUGUAACAACACACCAAACAACAAUUAAAGUUCCAUGAUGGUAGUGACUGCCCAUUACUGCUUAUCACUUAUUAACCAUCAGUUAUACUUUACUUUAAUAAGAUAUUUCAGUUGUACAUUUGUUUUAUUUGAUUACUUUAUUAUUUUAUUCCAAGUCAUCAUCUCAUCUCUAUAGAGCUACUGCCUAUGCUGUCUGACAAAAUCACUAUUUUAGAAGUUCUUCAAAGUAAAUAUGACUGCUGAAUACCAACUAUCAAUCACUUAGAUCGUGUAUCUUCAUGUAGAGAUAUCUCGCGAAGUAACAGUUAUCUAUCCCUCUUGAUCUUGCAUCUUCUGACUCUUCUCUCCGGCUUUUGACUUUUCUCGCUUGCUUGCCUAAACGAAACACACAGAAAGGCGCGCAAUGGAUUGGGGUCAUUGUAGUUAAUUACCACGGUUUCUGCACUAAACUAUGUAGAAUUUUGGACUGUUGGAAACUACAACUCCACCAUCGCACAGUUCGGGCUGAUCUGAUGUAUUUUAUCUCCAGAGGAACUAGGCAAUUUGCGCAUUGAGUUCACAAAAAUAGAAUUCAAACAGUUGAACCGAUGUGUAAAAGCCAAGGCAUACAGGUGUGAAAUGGAAAACAACAUCAGUCUAUUCCAUAUAAAACAACGUUGUCUUCUCUCCGAAAGGUUGCUGGAUCGAAUCCCCAAGCUGACAAUGUAAAAUUCGAUCGUUCUGCCCCUGAGCAAGACACUUAACUCACUGUUCCCCGGGAGCCGAAGACGUGGAUGUCGAUUAAGGUAGCCCUCCGCACCUCUCUGAUUCAGAGGGGUUGGUUUAAAUGCGGAAGACACAUUUCAGUUGAAGGCAUUCAGUUGUACAACUGACUACAACAACCAGCAGUUAACCACAACAUAAUUAGGCCCGGAAGGUGUUUACAUGAGACUGAUGUCGAUGGCCAAAUUGGGGUGUGAAUUGAUUUUAAAGUAAGCCUAUUGUGAUUUAAAUUAAUCCGAAUGCAAUAACAAGAACCACCCCGGGAGAGUGAGCGCACCACCCCAAUUGUCAAUUCCGAGUUGAUGAUCUACCUAAAACCACAGCACCGAAAGUGCUUGACUCAUAAAUAUUCAAUUCAAUUACUAGAGGGAGUAUGUGAUCAUAAUCCCUCAAAGUUAUAGAUUAGGACUAAAUGGCAGCCGUUUUGGUCAGGGAGAAUUAUCAUUAUAAUUAUCAUUCCUAAUUAUUUGGUUUGACUAAAGCAGUGACGACUCGGAUACCACGGUUUCUGCCUCCCGCCCCGCGAACACGCAGGGAAGUUUGACUGUCUCGCUGUCAGCGCAGCGGUGAAUGCCGGUUUGUUUGGCCACCAGCGAACAGUUGCGUUUCUGCUCUACGUGUACAUGCAAGGUGUGACAAAUGCCAUCAAGCGUAAACUACUCCUGGAAGAAUUAAACAGCCCACCCUUGGAUUUGAAAGGAAUUACAUAGACUUCGAGUGAUUGGCUUUGGUUUUUGGCUUGUUUGUUGUUGUUGUUCCGUCUUGAGGAGACUGAGGAAUAACUGCCAACAUGUCUAGGGAUCAUGACAAUGUGAAUAAGCUGACUGAAAGUACAUACAAGAAUGUGAUGGAGCAGUUGAACCCAGGACUGAGGAACCUUGUCAAUUUGGGGAAGUCCUAUGAGAAAUCUGUAGCCGUGAUGACUCUUGCUGGGAAGGCGUACUUUGAUGCUGUGUCAAAGAUAGGAGAGACUGCUUCCGUGUCCCCUGUCUCCAGAGAAUUGGGUGUGGUUCUGAUGGAAAUCUCUGAGGUGCACAAGAAGGUUCACCUGGAGCUGGAGGAGAAUUUCAAGCAGUUCCACAAAGAAAUCAUUUCUGAGCUGGAGAGGAAAACAGAGAUGGAUGUCAGAUAUAUGACUGCAACAUUCAAGCGGUACCAGUCAGAGCACAAAAUGAAGCAGGACUCUCUGGAGCGCUCUCAGACGGACCUGAAGAAGCUGCGGAGGAAGAGCCAGGGAAAACAAGCCACCAAGUAUGAGAAGAAGGAGAACGAGUAUAUAGAGACCAUCUCGUCACGGCAGAGUGACAUGCAGAAGUUCAUCGCUGAUGGCUGCAGAGAGGCCCUCCUGGAGGAGAAGAGACGAUUCUGCUUCCUGGUUGACAAACACUGCACGUUCUCUUACCAUGUCACCACCUUCCACGAGAAGGCCAAAGAGCUGCUGGCAGUGAAGCUGCCCAGCUGGCAGGAUAAAUGCAAAGAUGCCACCAAGGUCCCCGACACAGUAUUGACCAUGCUAGAGGGUCUCCGCACCCCCAUGUCUGGGACCCCAGAAGCCUCGCCUCUCGUCGAACGCUACAACAGGAACAACAGGGACCCGAUGGUUCCCCCACCAGCCCCCCAGCUGAAGGCCCAGACCAGUCCACUGGCUAAUAUGUUCAACCAGGACGUCCCCCACGCCUCCUUCACAUCCACAUCUACAUCUACAUCAGACCACAACUCAGACCAGGGCAGUAUGGAGAACAGUGGAAGCCUGUCUCUAUCCCAGUCAGUGUCGAUGGGUUCUGGGCUGAACGUGGGCAGGAAGCCACGGGUCAGGACCAUCUUCCCCCACACGGCCGGCAACAACGACACACUCCUGUCCUUUGAUGAUGGUGACAUCAUCAUACUGCUCAUCAAGGAGGAGAAGGACGGAUGGCUAUACGGAGAGCUGGAGAAGACCCGGCAGCGGGGCUGGUUUCCCUCAUCUUACUGCCGACCUUACAAUGAACCACUGAUCUCAAACAGUUUGGGGACACCGGUGCGUCGUCUGAGUGUGGCCAGUCUUCCGGAACAGGAAGAGGAGGAGCCUGUUUUGCUGCCGCCGCCAGACUACAGUGACAGGACAGGGAGCAGCCCUUUCAGCCUGGUCAGCGCCUCCACACCCUCACCCAAAAACACGAUCUCUCUACCCAAUGAGGUUGGAAAGGUUCCCUUUCUGGGAGGUGGGAAUCCCUUUGCCACUGUCAAACUGAGACCUACAGUGACCAACGACAGAUCAGCACCCAACGUCUAAUAACCAGAGCUCAUCCAGACAGAGGAAUGAUAAAACACCACCAACACUACAGAAUCACAGUCCAACAAGAUGUCCAGAAAGCAUGGAUUCUACUCCGCUUCAGCAAACCAGCUCCGUUGUAGCCAGCUCCGUUGUAGCCAGCUCCGUUGUAACCAGCUCCGUUGUUACUAGCUCCGUUGUAGCCGAGCCAGCUCCGUUGUAGCCAGCUCCGUUGUAACUAGCUCCGUUGUAGCCGAGCCAGCUCCGUUGUAGCCAGCUCCGUUGUAGCCAGCUCCGUUGUAGCCAGCUCCGUUGUAACCAGCUCCAUUGUACCCGAGCCAGCUCCGUUGUUACUAGCUCCGUUGUUACUAGCUCCGUUGUUACUAGCUCCGUUGUAACCAGCUCCGUUGUUACUAGCUCCGUUGUUACUAGCUCCGUUGUUACUAGCUCCGUUGUUACUAGCUCCGUUGUAACCAGCUCCGUUGUUACUAGCUCCGUUGUUACUAGCUCCGUUGUUACUAGCUCCGUUGUUACUAGCUCCGUUGUUACUAGCUCCGUUGUUACUAGCUCCGUUGUUACUAGCUCUGUUGUAACCAGCUCCGUUGUUACUAGCUCCGUUGUUACUAGCGCCGUUGUUACUAGCUCUGUUGUAGCCAGCUCUGUUGUUACUAGCUCCGUUGUAACCAGCUCCGUUGUUACUAGCUCCGUUGUUACUAGCUCCGUUGUUACUAGCUCCGUUGUUACUAGCGCCGUGGGUAGCCAGCUCCGUGGGUAGCCAGCUCCGUGUGUAGCCAGCUCCGUGGGUAGCCAGCUCCGUUGUUACUAGCUCCGUUGUAGCCAGCUCCGUUGUAGCCAGCUCCAUUGUAACCAGCUCCGUUGUAGCCAGCUCCAUUGUAAAACAGAGUAGUGAAGUGACAAUGAUUAUGGGCAGUGCUGAAACAUAAUAAAAUCCAGGCUACCUUCCUGACUCUUUAGCGUUCAGAUUGUUUUUUAAAUAAAUAUAUAUACAGUCGCUAAUGAAAGUCUACACACCCGUUGCAGAGUCUUCAAAGUGUGUUGCCUUAAACUGUAAUCUACAAAGGGAAUAAAUGUUUUUUUCUACUGACCUGACGCCUUACAACCUACUUCACAUUUUCAGACUGAAAGAUAAAUUAUACAACACCCCAGAGUUAAUACUGGGUGGAAGCAACUUUGGCAGCCGUUACAGCUGGGAAUCAUUUGUUGUUCUAUUAGGGCAACAUUUAUCCAUUGUUUUGGCAAAAUUGCUCAAGCUCAUUACAUUUGGUUGGGAGUCAUUGAUGGACACCAAUAUUCAAACCUUGUCUUUGAUUUUCAAACAAAGUUAAGUCAGGACUGAGAGUGGACUACUGAGGAACACUCAACACCUCUUGGAAAACAUUUUGGCGUCUAAGGCAUUAACAUUUGUGUAAUUGUUCCGCAAAAACAAAAACAACUAUCCCAGGGUUAGGUUUUCAGAAGACUGAGGCAGGGUUUCCUCUAACUUCUUACCUGGACUUUGCUCCUUUCAUAUUUAUUUUGCUCGUGACAAACUCCCCAGUCCCUGCCGUUGACAAGCAUACCUAUAACAUGAGUUAUAUGAUCAUUUACUGAUCUUGAGCAAUUUUGACAAAAACGAUGGAUAUAUAUUUCCCUAAGAGUUGUCGAGAGUUGAUAGAAUCUUAUUCCAAAUUAUUCACAGCUGUAAUGGCUGCCAACAGUGUUUCCAUCAAGUAUUAACUCUGGGGUGUGAAGACAUACACAAUCAAGACUUUUUUUAUUUUAUUUUUUUAUUCAUUUUGAACACUUUCUAUAAUUUCUUUCACUGAAAAUGUGGAUUAGGUUGUGUACAUCGGUAGGAAGGCAAAAUUAUUAUUAGUUUAUUUUUGUAAUAUUUUUUUACAAAAUGUGAAGACUGCGAAGGGUGUAUUGACCUUCACUAGCACUGUAUUCUGUCUGUAGUAGUUGUAGGAAUGAGGAACAGGGACACUAGUUGGGGAAAGAAGUGCUACAUUUUUUGCCAUAUUUAUUUUUUCAUUAUUACGUAACCAUUUUUCAAUGGGGAGGCUACUAUUUAUGCAUAUGUUUUAAACAAAUUAGAGAUGUAUCAUUUUUUUAAAUUAAUUGAAUCUUAAAAAAGUCUACUCAGCCCCUACUAAGUGUAUUGAGUGUAAACAGUGAGAGUUUAUGGAAGAAUGAAUAUAGCUCAUGUAAGUUAUGUUUAAAAUGAACAUACGUGAUUUUUGAUUAGCCAUAGAAUAUUAAAUGAAUGUAUGCUGAAUGGGGAAUGGAUUGACAUAUGGACUCUGCUAUGCUAUUUCUUCAUCGUUUUAAAAGUAUUUUUUUUCAUACUUGUUUAAAGGUUCAUGAUGUUUAUUGUUUAAAGGUUCAUGAUGUUUAUAAGGUUGUAAGGAGACAAUUUUUCUUUGGUUUUUUUUCAUGGUAAGCUGAAGACUGUGUUUUACAAAUACACAAUUUUUGUAAAUCACAAUAACACUGUUAUUGGUAGAAAUAGCGUAUGAACCAUGCAGUAUAUUGAACGAGUAUAUAGGUUUUUCUCUUCCUUCAGUGUAGAGGAAUUCAUGAUACACACUGCUGUCCAUGAUAAUUGACGAUUCCCAGAUACGUUUAUGGUUCCUCUUCUAUCUCUGUUCAGAUACUGAUGUGUAUUCUGUCAUUCUCCAAAGGUGACAAGGAAAAUGCUUUACCAUGGUAUUCUGUAGACUGAAGUUAUGUUAUCUCACAGUUAAACAGGAUAAACCGUACAUGGUCUUUAUUUUUAACUAUUUUUUUAUUCAUGUAUUGUCUUUGCAAUUUACUGCCAUAACCUACUGAAUAUCUGUAUGAAGAUUGUAUAACUGAAAAUGUUGUAUGUCCCUUAAUACAUGAGAUGAAAUUGAGAA
Salvelinus fontinalis (brook trout) is the source of this 9290-nucleotide messenger RNA. RefSeq names its product brain-specific angiogenesis inhibitor 1-associated protein 2-like protein 1. The record is from RefSeq and is a predicted model, not a curated record. The coding region runs from base 4930 to 6411 and encodes 493 amino acids. Gene Ontology annotation, cellular component: cytosol; nucleoplasm. Gene Ontology annotation, biological process: positive regulation of actin filament polymerization; actin filament bundle assembly; actin crosslink formation. Gene Ontology annotation, molecular function: protein binding. Lineage: Eukaryota; Metazoa; Chordata; Actinopteri; Salmoniformes; Salmonidae. The transcript is spliced from 14 exons.